Messenger RNA from Heterocephalus glaber (naked mole-rat), 10279 nucleotides. NCBI's taxonomy places the organism in Eukaryota, Metazoa, Chordata, Mammalia, Rodentia, Bathyergidae. The record is from RefSeq and is a predicted model, not a curated record.
CAUUAUUAACCAGCAAAGUCAACAUACUCAUUAAUGUUCUAGAUGUCAAUGAAUUUCCUCCAGAAAUAUCUGUACCAUAUGAGACAGCUGUGUGUGAAAAUGCCAAACCAGGACAGAUAAUUCAGAUAAUCAGUGCUGCAGACCGAGAUCUCUCACCUGCUGGGCAGCAAUUCUCCUUUAGAUUAGCACCUGAGGCUGCCAUCAAACCAAAUUUUACAGUCCGUGAUUUCAAAAACAACACAGCUGGAAUUGAAACCGGAAGAAAUGGAUACAGCCGCAGGCAGCAAGAGUUGUAUUUCCUGCCUGUGGUAAUAGAAGACAGCAGUUACCCGGUCCAGAGCAGCACAAACACAAUGACAAUCAGAGUUUGUAGAUGUGACUCUGAUGGCACCAUUCUGUCUUGUAAUGUGGAAGCAGUUUUUCUACCUGUAGGACUUAGCACGGGGGCUUUGAUUGCAAUCCUUCUAUGCAUUGUUAUACUUUUAGCCAUAGUUGUGCUGUAUGUAGCUCUGCGAAGGCAGAAGAAGAAAGACAGCCUGAUGACCUCCAAGGAAGACGUCAGAGACAAUGUCAUCCACUACGAUGAUGAAGGCGGCGGGGAGGAGGAUACGCAGGCCUUUGACAUUGGGGCACUGCGAAAUCCGAAAGCGGUUGAAGAGAACAAAAUUCGCAGGGAUAUUAAACCAGACUCUCUAUGUUUACCACGUCAGAGGCCAGGACCGGUGGAAGAUAACACAGACAUAAGGGAUUUCAUUAAUCAAAGGCUACAGGAAAAUGAUGUGGACCCGACGGCCCCACCCUAUGACUCCUUGGCCACAUACGCCUAUGAAGGCAAUGGGUCUGCGGCAGAAUCGCUCAGCUCCAUAGACUCUCUCACCACCGACACUGACCAGGACUACGACUAUCUGGCUGAGUGGGGACCCCGCUUUAAAGUCUUGGCAGACAUGUUUGGCGAAGAAGAGAGCUAUAACCCCGAUAAAGUCACUUAGGGGAGAGGUGAAGGCUAACACAACUGAGAGGAGAAGUUUUUAACAAAGAACACAAAUGGAACUCACAUACAUGUAUACACAUGCACACACAGGCUUUAUAGAACAAGAUUCCUUUGAUGAUCUGGUUUCUAGCAAGUUGCUAUAUUUAUAAUGUUGUCAGUUCGUCAAUUUUGGUUUAUUCUCCCUACACAAGAUAAAUCCUAAUAUAUAUACGCCCUUUGUUUUGUUUUGUUAUUUCGGAAACACACUGAGACAAGCUCAGGCCUAUUAUGUACAAUUUACUGACAUAACAACCUAGAAUGAAGAUAGCUCUGUGGCAUCACGGUGGAAGAGUGUUAGAUUUUUCUUAAUUCCACUAAAGUGCCUAUUGAAACUCUUAUCAUUUAAAGUGGUGUACACUACACUCUGCCGUGAUGGCAUUGCGGGAUACAGAGUUAAAGAGGAAUAAAACAAAGACACCUUCUCUAUGUCAAGGAGCAGUAGCAACACGCUGACUUUUCUCAUUCCUUUUGAGAAAUAUAGAACACUUCCUGAACACCAUCUUUGUAUAACUCAAAAGCUUUUCCCUUUUAAUCUGUAUGCCAAGACACAUUUGUUUUUCUUACACUCUCAGAAAAUUGAAGUAAAUGUGGUAAUAUCCAAUUCAAAAUGCUAAGUGAAGAAGUCUAAAAGCAAUGUUUGAUCUUAACACUAGUUCAUGUUAAAGAUGUGAAUUAAAAUAUUAAGUUUUUCCCAAAAACUAGACAUUUUAAAACAUAAAUUAAAAAAUCUCUCUUUAUAAAGAGUGGCCUCAGGGCUCAAAUGCCACAUUAAAAUAAAUAGUGGUUUUGUUUAAUACUGUACUGGUGUGUGAAAACUGGUUUUAAAAAAUCACCAAAUCAUUUUCAUUUUCAUAGGUAAAAUUUCUGCUUGCGUUUAUAUGAAAAUUUAAGAAGGAAAAAAGUGUUUUUUAUUUGAACAUGGGAAGAAAAGAUUACACAGUUUCCUAGAGUUUCUUACAAUCUAGUGAUUCUUUGAUGAGUAGUGAAAAUAAAAUGCACAUCAAGUAGCAUGGGCUAGAUUUAUAACAUGCCCACAAAUCUUUAUUAUUUAUUACUUAAAAAUUAAAAAUCAGGGACUUCAGAAACUAAAACCAAUGACUAAAGCCCAAAAUGCACACAAAUGCAAAAUCAGGCAGCUGAUCCACUUAUUUUAUGAGAUGUAUUUCAAUUUGUAACACAUGCUUCUUAAAUCCAAGCUUAGCAUGACCUCUUUCCUCUCUCAUCUGCAAGAAUUCCCAUACACAUGAUCUCUUAACAUUCUCUGGUAAACAACUUUUUCAGUUUGAUGUACGCUUCUGAGAAAUAUUACAUUUUAGGUGUAUAUUAGUAAUUCAUAUUCAUUUUACUUUCAAGUAGAUUGUACACUAUCUAAAAUUGGACAUAACAUAUAUAAACUAAUCAUGAAGUAAUAUAUUUUCUCAGUAUUAUGACUAUCCAAGUAACUACUGGAAUAUUGACACUGUAAGAAAAGAAUAAAUUUUCUUAUAGGUCCUUUCAAAAGAUAUGGUCAAUAUCUUGUAUUUAUAAAAUAUCUAUGAAAACAUUUAACAUGUGCAAAGUUGUAAAGGUAAAAAUUUACACUUGGGAAAAUAGGGUUCAAUAUGUAUAACAUAAGGAACGUCAGCAUUAUUCUUUCAUAAAUGCUUACUUUAAAAUUAUCUGACUGGUGUGGAUGUGGAGGCAGUGUGUCCAUCGGAACCUGCUAUUCUCAUUUCUUUCUUGAGGUUAGCCAUACUCUCCUUUUCUUCCUAUAAGAGAUGACUCUUGAACUUAUUUUUCUCUAUUCUGUUCCCCAGCAUUACUUUUGUUUUAUCCAUGGAGACUGCAUUACACUAUCCAUGCAGCUUAACAGUUCGCAGUAUAGUACGUUUUAUUAACUACUUAUAAAAAAUUUUUAAAAAGCUCAUAUCAAAGAGAAAAAUAAUAUCACUCUCCGAUUUGCCCCAAGCAACCUGGUUCUCUCUGGAAGGAAGAAUGACCUCCUGAAGAAGGUUGAUAUGCAAGAUCACUUCCUACAAAGAAAAUGAUUCUUGCAGAGAUCAUUGCAUUUUGGAUUUUGCUAGAAUACAACUGCCUCUAGCUGUAGUCAUUCAGCAGAUGCUAUGAUGCUGUGAAGACAAAUUGGGAGGACCAGGUCAUUUCAAACCGCUUGAUGCUAAGCAACAAUAUGAAAUAUGCAGGCCUCAUUUUCAUCACAACAAAAAUCAUUUCUACAGUGUCUCCACCUUUACUUUUUACUUUUUUUCCAACACUACAAUGUAUUUUUGCGAGAGCUGCUGUAACAAUCUAUCUCAGAUGGAGUGGCCUAAGGAGGGUCUUUCUUCUUGGCUUGCAGGUGGCUCUGUUUUACCAUUUCCACACAUUCUUCACCCUGUCCUUCUUUGUGCUCUUAUGUCUUAUAACAGCAGUUGCAUUACAUGAGGCCCUAUGUGUAUGUUUUCUUUUGAAUUUACCUACCUCUGUAAAGGCCCUGGCUCCAAAUACAGUCACAUUUUGAGGUACCAGAAAGUAGGAUUUCAGCAUAUGAAUUCAUUCCAUAGCAACCAUACAGACAUUAUGAGCAACUGUUUAGACAAAAACCAGUUUAUUUACAAAAACACAUACAAAUAUAUGAAGAAAAACUAUUUGGAAAUACUUUAGGCACAAUGAAACUCUGCAAAGUUUAUACUGGUAAGAAAAGACUUUUGUUUCUCAUAAAUUGGAAAUAAGGGAUAUCUUUUAUGCUAAGUAAAGCACUAGGCUUAAUAUUUCAAUAUUUGCAAUGUUUGAGAUUAAUUUAUAGUUAUAAUAGAAUGACUGUCCUUUAUUCAAAUAUUAGCAAUAUAAAGAUUGUUCAGAACUGAUCUGGGUAAUUUUGAUCAUUAACAUUAAUUAAACCAUAAUUUUGUCAUUGACUUACAUCUUUAUCUUUGCAGAAGUAUAUUUGUACAUAUUAUAGCUAACAUGUAUGUUAAUUAUAUAUUUCAAAAAUAAUACUUUUAUGCUCAAAGAAGUAUUAGAUCAACACAUAUGAGUCAAGAAGUAUGACUGACUUAUUAGAAAUAACUUAAAAUUGCUUUUGUACCAGAUUCUAUUUCCCACUAAAAAUGUCCUAUGGGGCAAGCAACUUAACCUCUCAGUGUUCCAUUCAUGUGGGUGAAAUUAAUUUGUCACACUUACUGUUGUGUCAGAUUCCCCUGAAAUUUCUUGACACUUAUAUUCUCGUUAUAAUCACUUGAAAUUCAUUAAAUAAUUUAAGAACAAUUGUAGAAAAUUUUGAAAAUCAUUGAGAUCUUUAAGACAUAAAUAGUGAAAAUCUUUGCUCUAUAAAUUUAACUGAUCAUACAUUAAAGCUCACUACUUCUACCACAGCAAGAAAACCGUUACUGUUUUAAGUAUAAACGCAGAAAUUCUUCAGAAAAUCAGUAGUUAGAGCUGUGCAUAGGAAGAAAGAUAAAAAUAUAUUAAAAUAGCUAGAGCCAAGAUUUAAUAGAAGGAGAAAAAAAAGAAUAGGAAGAAAAAAAUUAGAAGGAUGUAAUAUUGCAUAUAAAAAUUUCUGCAAAUGUUUCAGUUAACUAUUGUAUUAAAAAGGGAUGGAUUUUGUAUUUUCUUUAUUAAUAUCUACUUUUAAUACAUUAAAAUUAAAAAUGGAAAUUUAAAGCUGGUAUAAGCUUAGCAGAGUUAACUUAUAGAAGGCUCUGAAAUCAAUCCUUGGCAUGAUUAAAAGACAAAAAGGAAUUCCUAAGAGCAGAUAUAAAUAUGCAAGCAUUAUAUCUGAAGUGGUCCUCAAUCUAUGGCUAGAGUCUAAAAGAAGAGUUUAUACAAUUUACUAAAUAGCUUCAGUUUCCUUCUAAAAAAUGUGUAUUUGGGGAGGGAUCAUUUUAUAAAUAAGUCUUUGCUUGAAAUUUUCCUUUUGUCUCCUCACCUAAUUUGUAGUUCGCCUAUAUCCCCAAUUCCUGUUUUGAAUUUGAUUUUUCUCAGUAUUGCGAAGGUGUAUUUCUGUCAUAUCCAAGCUGCCAACAUGGUUGGCAAGGCAAGGGGAAGAUGGCACCACUCUUUCCUCUAUGGGUGGGAUGGAUUUUACGUGACAAUACUUGGAAUUUUCUUACUCCAGUUUUAAUGAAAUUUCACAUCAAUGAGCUGAGUCUUCUGUCAUUUUUCGUCUCGAUAGUCAAACCCCUUUUCAAUAUGGAGCCUUGGAGAUUUCCUUUUAUUCAUUCAUUGGUGUUUUCCCUGUUUGCUCUGUUGGAUUUUUAAUAUGUGGUUUCUGGAAUCUUACAAUUUUUUUCCUCUUGUCUUCCUCUUCUGAUACUCUUUGCAAGGUUUUUGUUUAUUUGUUUGUCUGCUUGUUUGUUUUUUUCGGGAGUACUGUGGUGUUGUCUCUUCUCUUUCUUAAUCCAGUUAUUCUGGUGUUUUUAGAUGAGUUUUUUCUUUGCUGUGGAUGGUCAUAGCUUUAAAUACUAUGUAGUGCUAUUUUUUUCUCUCAGUUGUAUACUUUAGAAAAGUAAAGAGAAAAGAAAAUACAGGUAUUCAGUUUAAUUUAUUUCAUUUCAACCUCAUCUCUCUUUCCACUUAAUUUGACAAAAUCCUGACCUCAUGCGGUCCUGCGUUGAGAUGCUGUGUUGUACACACACUGGGGGCCUGGCUUUCUAGUCCACCUGUUUGCUGUUGUCUCAUCAUGCCUCUCCAUUACCUUCUAGUAGUUUACCCCAAGUAUCUGUCUCCUGAUGGACAACAUGCCUCAGGCACAAUAUAUGACUAAGCACAUACAUCUAAUAUAGAAAUUAUAUGUAGAAAAAGUUAAAAGUAAAUACUCAAAUGUCAAUAAGUUAAUCAUCAUUGUAGCAAUUUCUUAGUAAGGGAGAUAUGAACAAUAACCAAAAUAAAACAAAGAUGGGGAAAAAAAAACCCUGACACUUCAACUGUUUUGUUCAUUUUUAUAAAACAAUGGUAUUGAUUGUUUUAUAAAAUAAUGAUAUUGAGUCUAUUGUGUAUGUAUGCACGCAUAUACAUAAAUACUUACAUAUCAAUACAUCUAAUUUGCAUUGUGGACACUCACUUAAUUCUUUAAAUUCUUUAACUUUUGUUUCUUUGCAAUGCUGCAAGUUGAACCAGGGCCAGAUAGUUUCUAUUUCUAUUUAUUUGAGACAAGGUCUUGGUACAUCUCUAAAUUUCCCAGACUGAGCUUGGACUUAUGACCCUUCUGCCUCAGCCUCCUAAAGUGCUGGGGUUACAGUCGUGCACCCACAUGUCUGGCUACUUACAAUGCUUCCCUGACACAUUUUCAUAAUAAUCAGUAUCACUAAACCUCUCAAAAAGUCUUAAUUUUUUUCAAGUUUGAAUUUAGUCACAUAUUGUUUUUAUUGUCUCACUUAAAAAUUAAAGAGAGGAGGGAUAAGAGUGCCUAAACAAUUUGUAUAAAACCAAGCAAUAAUAAAGGAAUAAAGUCCUUUAAUUAUGUAGAAUAAAAUAAAUCUAAUGCCAGCUUCCAUAAUUGGCUCUUUCCACUGUUUUUCCAAUUUCUACACUGAUAUUCAUUAGAACAAAAUGACAACAAUGACGAACUCCAGUAAUUUUGGUCCAUACUACAACAUUGUAUUGUACUUCAUUAAGAAAAAUCACCGUCAUUAUCAAUUCUGGUGUCAAUAUUCAACCUAAGAAUCAAAAUUGUUGGAUAUACUAGUUUUCCAUCAUAUGGGUAAAAAAUAUUACAUAAUGUAAAAUAUUCAUCUGCUCAUAAUCAAUAAUCCAGGUGUUUUUAUUUUCUCCUCCUAUAAACAUCCACAUUAUUCAUGUAAAUACUACUCUACUCUUACCUUUCUGAGCUUCCAAUUCAAUUAUUUCUGUCUGCCUUUAUUUUCAGUUUUCAAUGGCUGCAGCUAUAACAUAACCAUUAACAUCAACGAAAUCUUCUAUUUCCAAGUGUAAUUUACAUAAUAUAUAUAUGUCUCCCAAUCUGUUAUCCACCAAAUAUGAUAUUGGCUGUGAUUGAAAAUUGUGUAUAAUAAUCAGCAAUUCUUUUUAUCAUCUGCUCUGUCGAAAUUUUAGAAAAUGUAACAAUAAUAGAGCUUCUAAUGAUGAGUGCUAUGCCAAAAAUUAUGCGAUAUUUAAUGCUUUCAAUACCUGAUGUGAUGCACAUUAUUAUCUUUAUUUUACACUUAAUAGAUUAGGCUUAGUACUAUAAUGUAAUGUGUCUUUUUAGAUAUAAUUAGCACUUGGCAGAGCCAGGACCCAAAGAGAAUUCUGAAAUGCUCACUCCAGCCUUCUACACUGAUACUGUAUAUUGCACUUUCCUACCUCACUUACUUAAAACGGACUAACAACCUGGAGUCUCUUUUGAAGUUCAUCAGUAACUUCAUACUCAAAAACAUCCAGUGAUCCUUCCUUUCAUCUCUCUGUGAUGUUUGAAGUUAAACAAACUAGCAUAUCUCACCUUCAAACUCCUGGGUCCUACUCUUGGUUCAUUGAUUUUUUUUUUUCUUUUUUCUUUUAAGACUUCUGUACCCUUUCCCACCCUACUUAAAUGAUUACACAGAGUUUUCCUUUCUGUUUUAUCAUCAAUAUUUGGGAUUCUCCUAACAGCAAUUUUUGUCUUUUCAUAAACAGUAUUCAGAAUGUUUAAGUAUCUAUAUGUUGUAUAUGUUACAAACAACUUGCAUAUAGAAUAAUCAUAAAUGUUACAUAUAACAAAUUUAAAUAUAAAUUAUAUUUACAAUCUUCUGACUAUAUAUACCAUGCAAUCCAACAGCUUCAAACUCAUUACAUAAAAAGGUAAGUCUACAACUUCCUCUUUCUGAAUUUUAUAUUUUUAUUUUUAUAUGACCACUGAACUCACUCUCUCUCUCUUUCUCUCUCUCUCUCCUCUCUCCGAUAAUCUCCAUUCCCUAUCAUUUGCCCCACUAUGUCAAUUCUGUUUUUACUGAGAUAUUCAAGACCUUCAUUUCCAGUUUUGAUCCCACCGUCUUAUUGUCCUACUAUUGAAAUAAUCAUUUUAAAAUAAAUUCUAAAAUCACUAAAAUGGCAUAGAAAACAUCUAGGUGUAAACUUCAUAUCUGGGUUAUAUCCAGUUUCCUCUAUAAAUAGCUUACAUUCAUAUGGUACACUUUUACAAUUAAUUUAUUGAUAUUAAUUCCUUUUUAAGUAGUCUAAAUUUUAUUCAAAUCUUUUAAAAACAUUUUUAUUCAACAUAAGUUUAUUUUCCAGGAUCCCAUCCAUGGUUAGUCAUUGCAUGCAAUAAUUCCAUUUCCUUAUAGUCACAUGGGUGUAAGAGUUUCUCAGCCUUCUUGUUUUUAGUGUUCCUGACAGUCUUGAGGACUACUGAUCAGUUUCUUUGUAGGAAGUCCCUCCCAUGACUUUUGUCUGACUUUUAUCCUCUUGCGAUUAGACAGGGGAUGUGUAUUUUAGAGAAGACCAGAGGAGUAAAGUGCCACACUUAUUAUUCUGUAUCACAGGGGUAUACAGUUCAAAUGACUUUCUACUGUUGAUGUUACCCUGGGUCAUCUUGAGGCAGUUUGUCAAGUUUCUUUAUUGGAAAUUAUUUGUCCCUGACCUCCUACUGCAGUUCUUGCUCACACUGAACUAGUGCAGAAUUAAGCUCCAUGUCUUGAAGGCAGUGUAUCUACAUGGAAUGUUUGGACUGUCCACAUGAGAGGUGUGUCUAUUAGCCAUUUGCAUACUCAGUUACUUAAAUAGAUAGAUAUUUCUGUGGUACUUAGAUUUAUAAUGCAUUAUUAAUUUUUAAGGCUUCUAUGGUCCUUUACCUAUCUUUAUUAGUUUUGUUUUUAUGUGUCUACUGUACGUUUGUUUGUAUGUUUUGACUUCUGUCUUACAGUCUACCACUGAAGACUCCAAGCUCAUCUAAAAACAUUUUUGUCCUAGUUCUGGAAUCUGCAAUCUCUCCAAAAAUGUCCCCUUUUUUUUUUAGAACAUUACCUUGUAAACGAAUAUGGGGAUGUUGAUUAUAUGCUUCUUGACGCUGAUGUGUUUGUUUAGAUCCUCUCUGGAAGUAGCAGGAGAUAUAUGUGUGUAUAUCAGCCCAUGUAUCUGUAAUCUACAUCUAAAAAUGUUUCAUGUGGACCUACACUAAGCUAUCUAUGAGUUCAUAGUAAUGUCUCCAAUUAUACUCUUUUAUCACACGGAUCUUUACCUACAGUCUUCUCUGCUGCUUAUGUAAUCAUUCAUGCCAGCACUGAGAAACCUACCUCCCACCAUUCCCCGUUCAUUUAGGAGAUUAUUCAGCUCCAGUGUAGAUGUGUGAUAUUAAAUGUUGUUAAGCCAUAAAUUCAUGCAGGCAGCUUUAUCAGAGUUCUAUUUUUGUUGUUAAUCUUUUAUUCCACUAAUUUUCAGUGCUAUUUGCCAUAUAAUUUUUCAAUGAAGUAGUUUCAUCCAUUUAUUAAUAAGAAGUUCCUUUUGUCACAUGGUUCAUUCUACCCAUAGAUUCUUUAUGCACCUAAUAAUUAUUAGUUUACUAUAUGUGCUACAAACUUGUAUAGAUUUUGACAUCUGCAUAGUGUUGUUAAUCCAGCAAUAUAGUCCCUACAGAAAAACUUCACAUUAAAAAUCUUCUGUUUCACAUAUUCAACACCUUCUUCCCCAAACUCUUGGAAAAUAGAUUUGUUUAGGAUUCUGUUCUCCAUACUGUUAUAUAAAUGGAAUAAUACAUUGUAUAGCUUUCACAGACUUUUUUCAUUCAUCAAUAUUAAUUUAAGAGUCAACUAUGACUUUGUGUUGUAUGAUAGUGCAUUUAUUUCUAUGGAAUUGCAUUAUAUUGUAUUAAUUCAUUCCCUUACAGAAGAACAUUUUGGUUGUUUUGAGCAUUUGCUGAUGAUGAAUAAAGCUUCUAUAAAUAUUCAUGUACAGGUCUUUGUGUGAAUAUACAUUUUGAGAUCAUUUUGGAAAUUACCUAGACAGCAAAUGGUUGAACUUCUUAUAUCGUAAGAUAUUAUUUCACUUUUUAAGACACUGUCAUUGUGUCCUACAAAGUGAGAGAAACAUUUUGCUUUUCAACUAGGAAUGCAAGUUCUUGCUGCUGUUCUUUCUCACCAGGAUUGAGAUUGUCUAUUUCUUGGAAUUCAGCCAUUGUAAUAGGUGUGCAGUAGUGUUUUGUUGAUUUUUAAUUUAAAAUUUCUAAAAUUUCUCCAAAUUUUUGGCUUGUCUUUUAUUCUCUUAAAGUGUCUUUUACAAGGUAAAAAUUUUAAAUUUGAAUAAAAUCUAAUAUUUUUUCUUUUAUAAGUCAGAUUUUAUGGUUGUUAUCUCAUAGUCAUCACCAAA